AAAAUUAUAUAAGGUUCACAAAUUAAUUAAACAGUCAAAGACUACUAAUAAUAUUGUAGAGUUAGAAGAUUUGGCAAAACAAAGAGAUCAUAGAUACAAGAAAAUUGGAAUGGAGGUUGUGACAUUCGGCCAGCUAAAAAGGCGAAUGUUCCUUCAAAAUUCACAAGCACAAGCAUUGUUCAAUUAAUGAUUCACAUUGUUUGAAGAUCGCAAAUUCGGUAAGCUUUUUUUUUUUUUUCCCGCAACUUCUAGAAAUUAAUAAGCAUGAAUCCGCCCACGAUAGACUUCAAGGUGGAUCUCAAUUCAGAGAGGGUUGAAGAAGAGAAAAUGGAAGGGGGUUCUAUGCUUUAUUGUGAUCUUUGUGAUACAGAAGUAGUUUACAAGUUGGCGCAAAUGUUGCUUCCAGGGCUAGCAACUUCCUGUGUUGAUAGCACAGCUGGGAGCUUCAAGACUCCUGGUUCAGUGGCUGUUGAUUUGAGAAAGGAAAUGAUAAUCUAUAUUACGCAGAGAAGCGAAACGUUUGUCGCUGAGUCUAUUGUCUUGGAUGGUGGUCCUAAUGGUGAAGAAUCGGAUCAUCCUUUUGAUAUCAUUUCUAACUUCGUUGAUGACUUUGCUAUUUCAAAGAGGAAUUUAUUUACCCGGGUUUCUGGAUUGCUACUCACUGAUAUGAGAGAAGACAAGAUUGAUGACUUCAUGCAGGAGAUGGAACUGACUGGUUUUUGGCCACUGGAAAGAAGAGAAACGAUUGCAGAGGCGAUUCUAAAGAAUGUUGACAUCAAGAAUGAAUUUCAUUGCGCCAUGAAGUUCAGAUCUGUAGAUGAUCUCGCUGUUCAUGCUUACCAUUGUAACUUCAGACCUCUAUUCUGUGAAAACGAGGGAUGCAAUGCAAGGUUAAUUGCAAAACAUUUGGAAAAGCAUGACUCAAUUUGUCCUUUCAAGAUAAUUCCAUGUGAGCAGAAGUGUUCAGAUAGCAUUAUGAGGCGUGCAAUGGACAGACACUGUAUCACUGUUUGUCCGAUGAAGCUUGUAGAUUGUCCAUUUCAUUCGUUAGGUUGUCGAUCUGCUAUAGCACAAUGUGUGAUCGAAAAGCACUGCGCAGAUGAUGUUCGUUCUCACUUGUGGCACUUGCUUAAAGGCAUGUACAAGCAAGCAUCUGGGGAAGAUCUUCAAAGACGGGUACAGCAAAUUAUACAGGCAUCACCAGGCAGCAGGUUAGCAGAGGCCCGGGAUGUGAGAUCUCUAAACUUUGUUGUCAAGGAUAUUGAAGCUAAGCUAGGGCCGUUUGAGUUGGGUUCUGUGAAGAAAAAUAGCACAGAGACUCUCGCCAAAAACAACGGUGGGAAAAAUGUUGCCACCAAUGCAAUCUAUUAG
Messenger RNA from Arachis ipaensis, 1371 nucleotides. The record is from RefSeq and is a predicted model, not a curated record. NCBI's taxonomy places the organism in Eukaryota, Viridiplantae, Streptophyta, Magnoliopsida, Fabales, Fabaceae.